Molecule: messenger RNA, 1410 nt
Organism: Onthophagus taurus
Lineage: Eukaryota; Metazoa; Arthropoda; Insecta; Coleoptera; Scarabaeidae
Gene: GlcAT-I
Product: Glucuronyltransferase I
Biological process (GO): chondroitin sulfate proteoglycan biosynthetic process; carbohydrate metabolic process
Cellular component (GO): Golgi membrane
Molecular function (GO): galactosylgalactosylxylosylprotein 3-beta-glucuronosyltransferase activity
Source: RefSeq, a predicted model, not a curated record
AGAAGACGUGUAAGUAAGGCUCUUUAUAUCAAUAAGUAUUUAUUUAUAAUUAAUUUAACGAAAAUAGAUUAAGUUUGAUAAUUUCGCGGUGAAAUUUGAAUUGGAUGAGUGAACUUAGGUGCAGAUUGUUAUCUUGUAAAAUUAAAAGAUAAAGUUAGGUUAUGUUUACUUUCCUCUAAGUCUUAAUUGUGGUAAAUUCAAUUAAAAAUAGCUCCCCACAGGCGAUACGAAUUUAUGGAGUCAUUAACGGGGUUUGAUAUGCGGUUUAGACGAAAGUUUAUGUUCCUUGUAUGUUUUUCGGUGCUUUUUUCGUUCUUCGCUAUUUGGAAGUUACACGAAAUCCAUAUAGGUAGACUUGGAAGAAACACUCUCCAAUUUAAGCAGGAAUUAAAUUUAAAUUAUUCUUCCGUAGACUUAAAAGAUAUACAAUGUAACAAAAUUGUCGAACAAAAUCGCGAUUUACUCGAAACAUCCCAUAAAGAACUUACAUUAGUCGAGCGAUUAUACAAGGAAAAUAUCAACAAAAGUCUUCCAACUAUUUAUGCAAUCACACCUACAUAUUAUCGGUAUGUUCAAAAAGCUGAGCUUACACGUUUAUCUCAAACUUUACGAUUAGUAAGUAAUUUACAUUGGAUUAUUGUUGAGGAUAGUGAGGUUAAAACCGAUCUUGUUACGAAUUUAUUAAACGAAUCCCAUUUAGUUUUUACUCAUCUUGCUGCAAAAACACCACCAUUUGAAAAAUUAAAAGCAAAAGAUCCAAGAUGGAAAAGGCAUCGAGGUAUUGAACAGAGAAAUGCUGGAUUAAAUUGGUUAAGAGAAAAUCUUGUUUUGAAAGGAGAUAAAGGUAUUGUUUAUUUCAUGGAUGAUGAUAACACUUAUAGUGUUAAACUUUUUGAGGAGAUGCGAAAAAUUAAAAAAGUAGGUAUUUGGCCGGUUGGAUUAGUUGGUGGGUUCAAUGCGGAAGCACCAAUAGUUGAUAGAUUAACUGGAAAAGUAACAGGUUAUCAAAGUGGAUGGAAACCCAAUAGAACAUUUGCUAUUGAUAUGGCUGGUUUUGGGAUUAGUUUAGAUUUAAUUUUAUCUAAUCCCAAUGCGGAAUUUUCAUAUAAAAUGGCUAAGGGUUGCCAGGAAAGUGAAUUUUUAAGUUUUUUCAUAACCAAAGAAGAUUUAGAACCUCUUGCUGAUAAUUGCACGAAGGUUUAUGUUUGGCACACUCGAACCGAAACCCCUAAAAUAGCUGCUAACAUUCCUGGCCUUGAAGUUUAAAAUCAAAUUACUUUUUAUCCUCUCUAUUGUGAUUAACUUAUUUCAUUAUGAUUUUUACCAUACUCAAAAGAAUAAUGGAUCAAAAUAAUUUAAUAUUUACAAUUUUUAGUUUUGUGAUAUAUUAAUUAAGUUAUACUUGUCUUU